AUGGCUGCACCCUCUCCGGUCGCGAUAGGCACUAGAGGAACCGUAGGAUCUUUAGUGAGGAGAGAAAUUGAGUACUUCACUAAAGUCGAGUUAGAUAGAUGUGUGAGCUCCAGUAAAUCUGAGAUUGAUAUGGGUUCAAGCAGUGGUCGUUCAAGGCCUAGUUUCUGGUCCUUGAGAAUGAACUGGAAAAGAAAGAAGAGACGAGGAAGCAGCAAUGGAUUCCUUCCGAGCAUCUGCUCUGCUGUGGAAGUUGCAGAUACCAAUGGAAUUUCUGGCUUCAGCUAUAGAAUCCUCAAGAAUGAUAUGAAGGAAAUGAUUGUUUAG
This is a messenger RNA of Jatropha curcas, 324 nucleotides long. RefSeq lists its product as uncharacterized. NCBI's taxonomy places the organism in Eukaryota, Viridiplantae, Streptophyta, Magnoliopsida, Malpighiales, Euphorbiaceae. The record is from RefSeq and is a predicted model, not a curated record.